UCUCUCUCUCAUAUAUAAAUAACCAAACCCUUCUCCCCAGCAUCCAUUUCCUCGACCCUCUCGAAUCCAUCUGGCUUCGAUUCUGCGUCGUCGUCGUCGUCGUAAUCGUCGUCUCCUUCGCGGAUCCCUCGGCGAAUCCCUAUCUCCGCGGCGGAGUCGUCCUCUUUCGCUCUCUCUCAAUCGAGGGUAUCGGAAAAAUCAGGAGGAAAUGUGAGGACAUGGUUGUCGGAUCAGCGGCGAAGGGUGGAGAAGAGAGUUAGCUUCUGAAAGGGAACUUGUACAGCCUUCUCUCAGAAACUUCAGUGCAACAACAUGGCAGUGGGCGGUAACACUCAACAGAGCAUCAGAAAAGCUCUUGGAGCACUAAAAGACACGACGACAGUUGGAUUGGCAAAAGUGAACAGUGACUACAAGGAGCUGGAUGUUGCCAUCGUCAAGGCCACUAAUCAUGUUGAGCAGUUGGCAAAGGAGAAGCACAUACGCACUAUUUUUGAUGCUGUAUCUGCCUCGAGACCUCAUGCUGAUGUUGCAUAUUGCGUCAAUGCUCUCGCCAGGCGGCUUGCCAAGACACGUAAUUGGGCUGUAGCCAUAAAAAUUUUGAUUAUUAUUCAUCGUGCUUUGAGAGAAGUUGAUCCGACAUUUCGAGAAGAACUCGCUAGCUAUAACCAGAGCAGAAGCCAUAUGCUGAAUUUAUCACAUUUCAAAGAUGAUUCUAGCCCAAGCGCUUGGGAUUAUUCUGCUUGGGUUCGAACCUAUGCUCUGUUCCUAGAGGAGCGACUAGAAUGUUUUCGGGUUCUGAAGUAUGAUGUUGAGACAGAACGCCCUAAAAUUUCCAAUCUUGAUACGAAUAUAUUGCUUGAGCAAUUACCAGCUUUGCAGCAGCUUCUAUUCCGUCUUCUUGGUUGCCAGCCUGAAGGAGUGGCUGUGUACAAUAAUGUGAUCAAAUAUGCACUUUCAAUUGUUGCUCAUGAAAGUGUUAAGAUAUACAAUGCGAUUAAUGGUGGAACUCUUAAUUUGGUUGACAAGUUCUUUGAGAUGCAGCGCCAUGAUGCUGUUAGGGCACUUGAGAUUUACCGCAAGGCAGGGCAGCAGGCUGACAGGCUUUCCAAAUUCUAUGAGUUCUGCAAGGGACUCAAUGUUGGGCGAAUGGAAUGCUUUGUGAAAAUUGAACAGCCACCUGCAUCUUUCAUUACAGCAAUGGAAGAGUAUGUAAAGGAUGCUCAACAUGCUUCGCGUUUCAAUCAGAAUGCGCUGGAAGGCAUAGCCCCGAAGGCCAUUUUAGCCAUUGAGGAUAAGAAAGUAAAUGAGGACGAUGAUGAUCAAAAGCCAGAACCAGUUGUGCCAACAAGCCAAAGAUUUCCUGAACUACCAUUAGCUGAAACUGUUGAAGCUCCUGUUGAAAGUCAAGCUCAAACUCCAGUUAAUGAUCUACUGUGUUUGGACGACUUCAACCAAGUUGCAAGUGAACUAGAAGAGAAGAAUGCCUUAGCACUUGCUAUCGUAUCUAACGAAGAUCCAGGAAUCAAUAGAACUACUCCUGAGAUAAUGAGCGGGGAUACGGGGUGGGAGUUGGAACUCCUUGGCAUACCAAGUUCCAAUCAAAGUGCUCUUGCCGACAGUAAACUGGCUGGUGGGCUCGACAAAUUGACAUUGGACAGUCUAUAUGACGAUGCGAUUACAAGAAGAUCAAAUCCCAACGGGGCCUACCAUAUGGGGCAGGUGGCGCCAAAUCCCUUCGAGCCGGUUCAAUAUCCUCAGGACCCAUUCUUUGCCUCCAAUAGCAUAGCGCCACCUGGCAGCGUGCAAAUGGCUGCGAUGGCACAACAGCAAGCUCUGAUGAUGCAACAGCAACAACAUUCUACGGGUCAUGAUCCCACCAAUCCCUUUGGUAACCCGUAUAAUCCGUACUCAGGCCUUAUGUAAUAAUAAUUUACUUGAUUGGAAAUCGUCGUAGACAUGUUAAAGCAGAGAAACUAAUUUAGAUUAUAACAUGUAGGUAGGCAGUGAAAAGUAGGUCUCUAAUUUACUCUGUUUUCUAUUGUUUCGAUUAUUUUCUUAAUCUCCGCGAAGAUGGAAGUUAGAAACUUUUUAACUAUUUUGCUUUUUUAGGUCUGAAAUAUUUUUCUUGGUAGAAUGUGAGUAGUCCUCCAUAAACCAGUGUAAAUUUUUAUCCUUCUCUUUUUUGUUUUUUUGUUUUUUUUUCCUUCUUAUUUUUUGACCCAUGUUGAGAAAUCGGUUACUUCUCUUUUUAUGCUUGCUAUAUAUUCAGAAUAUAUCCGAGCUACACUAGCAUUA
This is a messenger RNA of Ananas comosus (pineapple), 2295 nucleotides long. Its product is annotated as putative clathrin assembly protein At5g35200. Bases 313 to 1923 code for a protein of 536 amino acids. Gene Ontology annotation, cellular component: clathrin-coated vesicle; clathrin-coated pit. The transcript has 17 exons. Lineage: Eukaryota; Viridiplantae; Streptophyta; Magnoliopsida; Poales; Bromeliaceae. The record is from RefSeq and is a predicted model, not a curated record. Gene Ontology annotation, biological process: clathrin coat assembly; vesicle budding from membrane; clathrin-dependent endocytosis. Gene Ontology annotation, molecular function: 1-phosphatidylinositol binding; clathrin heavy chain binding; phosphatidylinositol-4,5-bisphosphate binding.